This is a messenger RNA of Cryptomeria japonica (Japanese cedar), 3733 nucleotides long. Its product is annotated as pentatricopeptide repeat-containing protein At4g02750. Gene Ontology annotation, biological process: RNA modification. The transcript has 3 exons. The coding region runs from base 172 to 2301 and encodes 709 amino acids. Lineage: Eukaryota; Viridiplantae; Streptophyta; Pinopsida; Cupressales; Cupressaceae. The record is from RefSeq and is a predicted model, not a curated record. Gene Ontology annotation, molecular function: zinc ion binding; RNA binding; protein binding.
AAAACCACAAGCCAAUUGCAUUCAAAGCAGAUUUUUUUUUUUUGGAGGAUACGGGGAAACGGGAAAACGUUUCUUUAAGCGGAAACCAGAGAAAUAAAACAAAAACUUGCUUACAUAGAGUUAUUUGAAACGGGGAUAAAGAGAUUGGAUGAAAUUUUGAAAUAACAGGCAAUGAAAGCAGUUUCCAAGCCGUGCGUGGACUUGAGAUGGAAGCAGCAGAAGCACUAUGCACUGCAAAUCCAAAGCUACAUUAAAAUCACUCGAAUAUAUCUAAGUUCAAUUUCCAAAUGGAAUUCAAAUUAUAGAAGCAAUGAAACUGUCAUUUUAGACGUGGGUUCUCAAAAUGCCAGGAUUACAAAAUAUGCAAAACAGGGUAGAAUUGAGGAUGCACGCCAAGUUUUUGACAAAAUGUCUGAACGAAAUAUAGUUUCAUGGACUGCCAUGGUUUCGGGGUAUGUUCAAAACAGGAGAGUGGAGGAUGCACGCCGACUAUUUGACAAGAUGCCCCAGCGAAAUGUGAUCUCAUGGACUGCGAUGCUGUCUGGGUAUGUCCGCAGUGGACUAAUCGAAGAAGCGAAAUGCUUUUUCGACAAAAUGUCUGAACGAAAUGUGGUGUCGUGGAAUAUGAUGAUAUCUGGACUUUUGCAGAAAGGAAGAAUUGAUUCUGCUCGCCAACUGUUUGAUGAAAUGCCAGAACGAAAUGUUGUAUCCUGGAAUGCAAUGAUUGCUGCGUAUGCCCGAAUAGGGAGCAUGGAAAUGGCUUGCGAUUUGUUUGACAGAAUGCCUGAACGAGAUGUCAUCUCAUGGACUUCCAUGGUUGCAGGGUACUGCCAGAAUGGUAGAAUUGAUGACGCUUUCAGAGUGUUUGGUAAUAUGCCACAGAGAAAUGUAGUAUCAUGGAAUGCUAUGAUAGCAGGAUAUGUGAAAAAAUUGAGAUUAAAAAAUGCACGCGAACUGUUUGAUGAAAUGCCAGAACGAGAUGUUGUAUCAUGGAAUUCUAUGAUAGCAGGAUACGUGCAGACGGGGGUGAUAGAGGAUGCACGGAAGUUGUUUGAGAAAAUGCCAAAGCGAAAUGUAGUCUCAUGGACUGCAAUGAUUACAGGAUAUGUGUUGAAUCAAAUGAGUGAGGAAGCCCUCAAAUGUUUUUUUCAAAUGCUACUGACAGACAUCAAGCCAGAUCCAACAACGUUCACCACUAUUCUGAGUGCAUGUGGAAGCUUAGCUGCUCUACAGCUGGGGAAGCAGUUACAGAAUUAUAUGAUUAAGCUUGGGAUACAGUCAGAUAACUUCGUUGGUUGUGCUCUUAUCAGCAUGUAUGCAAAAUGUGGUUCUAUAGAUGAGGGUCGUCAGAUGUUUGACAGUAUGUAUGAAAGAGUUCUGGUUUCUUGGAAUGCCAUGAUUUCAGGAUAUGCCCAGCAUGGCUUUGGCAACGAGGCACUGCAGCUUUUUGAGGAAAUGCAACAGAAGGGCAUGAAACCGAAUGAUGUCACCUUUGUUGGUGUGCUUUCUGCAUGCAGCCGUGCAGGACUUGUGGAUGAAGGCUUGCAAUAUUUUAUUUCUAUGGACAGAGAUCAUGGCGUCCCAAGAAGAGCAGAGCACUAUGCUUGUAUAAUCGAUCUCCUUGGCCGUGCUGGGUGUCUGGAGGAGGCCAAUAAGUUUGUCUGCAAAGCUACAUGCGAACCAAAUUCUAGUAUGUGGGGAGCAUUGCUUGGUGCUUCUAGGAUUCAUGGCAACAUAGAGCUGGGUAAACUUGCAGCAGAGCGGCUUUUUGAGUUGGAACCAGAAAACCCGGGAAGGUAUAUGCUUUUGUCGAAUAUUUAUGCCGCAGAGCAUAGGUGGGAAGCUGCGGCACAAGUGAGAAGAAGGAUGAAAAAUAGGGGACUUAAAAAGCUGCCAGGUUGCAGUUGGAUUGAAGUAUUGAACAGGGUUCACGCAUUUCUUGUAGGAGAUAGAUCUCACGUAGAAACAGAGAAGAUCUAUUCAGCAUUAGAGAAUUUGGAAAUACAAAUGAAACAGGCAGGAUACACACCCAAUACAAACUUUGUGCUACAUGAUGUGGAGGAGGAGCUAAAAGAACACAUUCUAAGUCAACACAGUGAAAAGCUGGCAAUCACUUAUGGCCUUAUUAGUACGCCUAGUGGGACAACCCUAAGGAUUUUCAAAAACCUCCGAGUAUGCGAUGAUUGUCACACUGCUACCAAGUUUAUUUCAAAUAUUACCAAGCGAGAAAUUAUCAUGAGGGAUGGCAGUCGAUUUCAUCAUUUUAAGGAUGGGGUUUGCUCUUGCAGAGAUUACUGGUAAUGCUAAGGAAAUAUAAGUAAUAGUUGCGAUUCAUCUUGUUAUCAAUACUUUCAAAUCUAGUGAUGCAAAUUGUUAGAACAAGCAAAGAGGUGGACAGAAAGCAUCAGUGAAAUCCAUCUCUACAAUAUCCUGAGGAUCUCUGGUUACCUCUCACAGAUUUGUUCAACAUAUUGAUUCAAAGGAUCUUCUCAAUGGUGUCUCACUGUGAAAUGAUCAAAUUUCAUUGAGCUUGGUUCAGUUCAUCAUCUAGCAGCUAUAGAUUAUGGAUUGCAUAAAAUAAGAUAUGGGCAGGUCGUAUAGCUAAAUGGGUCAUGUUGUUGAGUGAGUUCAACAUCAAGUAUGUAGACAGAAAAGCAAUCGAAGGCAAGUUAUGAUAGAUCAAUUGGUUGAAGCAACUCUAAUAAACAAUCAUCCACUGAUUGUGGACUUUCCGGGAUUAGUGAGAAGAGUUGUAAUGUAAGCGCUCCUCUUUUCCAAUUUGUGCUCACCCAUAAGUAAGGAGGCCGCAACGAUCAUGUAUAGCUAUGCCUUCUUGACCAGGAGGUACUACUGUUCAUUGGAGCAUAGCUACAGGUUGGUGUCAUUCUCGUUUAGGAGCUGGUGUUUGCCUCAUCCUUAAGAAAGAAAAAAUUCCAAGGAGCAAUCUAAAGCAAAACUAUCUUAGAUGACCAAUAUUGGCUACAAAACUCAUCAGUUUUAGUGGUCAUAGUACUACUGCAGCUAAUUCAAGAAAUGUAAUAGGAUUGAGUUCCAGUUGGGGUCCUUUGUUUUUGUGGCUCAAAGGCUGAUUGUUUCAUUCUCAGGUGGGUACAAUUGGUCUUCCUUUUCUUUAGGUUGUGCAACAACAUUCUCAAGUUCCCGUUUGCAGUUCCAAACAUGGCAUGGGGCAUCUACAGGUUGGUAUUUUGAACAAGUGUUAACAUUGGCCUGAACAUACCUUGUUAAAUGAACACUAACAGUAUAUAGUUGUAAUAUACAACAUUUUUUGACAUUCUGAUUUAUGUUGAAGGACUGAGUCUUGGGAUAUUCAAGUAAGCAUGUUCCAUUAAGUUCAUUCCAUUAUGGGUAAGCAAGUGUGGCGGUUUCCCUUCUAGAACAGUUUUGUUUCCCUCCAGUGUUGGCAUGAAGUAGAAAUUUUAAAGGAAUGCAGGUUGGUGGCUCCAGUGUAAAUGACCUUGGCAAUUGUAAGGCUGAUUGCUUCACAGUACAGGUGCACACACUUAAUUAUGCUCACAGAAAGAACUGUAAAUGCUAUCUUUCUUAUAGCAUUAACUUGAAAUUCAUAAUUUUCAUUAUGCAGUAGGAAAUUAAACUCAUGGUAUGUGUUACAUUUUAAGCUCUGUUGUGGGUGAUGUAACAUUUUUGAUGGCUUAUUGAGGUAGAGCAGUUGUAUGCUCACCAGGUAUGGGUUUCUUAUUUUUUGCCUACAACU